AUGCGAUCCUUCUUCCUCCUCUCCCUUCCAGCUCUGAUCCUUGCCGCCCCACCGUCUUCCCCAAGAAUCACAUCCCUCGUCUUCUCCGGCAGCGGUUGCCCCAAUAAUUCAGGUUCGGUAAAGUCCGACACCGCCUACCUCGGUGACAACGCAGCCGUUUCUUUCAACCAGCUUCGUGGCGAAUCAACAGACAACUGCGCAGUACAUAUCCAAUCGACAGGUGGCAGUCAGGGGUGGCAGGUAGCUGUCAAGGAAAUCACCUACGAGGGCAACGUUGUGUUAAAAGGAGCAAGCGAGCUAGAUACCUUCACGCAGGUGUUUUGGAGUGAGAAUGCGGGAAAUACAGGCGUCCUAACAGGUGGUCUAACUUGUUCUGGCCCAGAAAUCAGGGACUACGUCACCGUGCGAAGCAGUACGGCAGACCUCAAAUGGUCAAAGUGCACAAGUGCAGAUGGAAACCCGGGCAUCUUAAACGUCAACUUCAGGCCGGUCAUACAAGGAGAAUAUGGAUACUAUGACUUCAAGCAUGCCUCUUGGAAGUUGGAGUGGAGGAGAUGCUAG
Molecule: messenger RNA, 561 nt
Organism: Cucurbitaria berberidis CBS 394.84
Lineage: Eukaryota; Fungi; Ascomycota; Dothideomycetes; Pleosporales; Cucurbitariaceae
Exons: 2
Coding region: 1-561 (186 amino acids)
Source: RefSeq, a predicted model, not a curated record